Molecule: messenger RNA, 2933 nt
Organism: Osmia lignaria (orchard mason bee)
Lineage: Eukaryota; Metazoa; Arthropoda; Insecta; Hymenoptera; Megachilidae
Gene: TAF1B
Product: TATA box-binding protein-associated factor RNA polymerase I subunit B
Biological process (GO): nucleolar large rRNA transcription by RNA polymerase I; RNA polymerase I preinitiation complex assembly
Cellular component (GO): RNA polymerase transcription factor SL1 complex; RNA polymerase I core factor complex
Molecular function (GO): RNA polymerase I core promoter sequence-specific DNA binding
Source: RefSeq, a predicted model, not a curated record
AACGAUGCUGCAUAACCUUAUCAUAUGAAUUCUAAACUUAAUAAUUUACGAAUAAAAUGUCCACGUGCAAAGUUUGCAAUAGCACGAACUUUUACAAAGAAGCUGGUUAUUUUUUCUGUCAAACAUGCCAAACUCAGAACGAGAAUAUCCGGGAGGAGGUCCUCGAAUUGCGUAUAGAUAGUUCAACAAGAUUGCGGAAAACGAAAAUCAGACAAUUAAGAUCUGAUAUAUCAGGUGAAGAACUUGGAUGGACUUCGUGGGAGCUGUACAAUUUUGUUCUUAUUGGAUUGACAAAUGAACUUAUAGAACUCGGAGUUCCUUCUGAUAUAAAAAUGACAAUAUUACAAUUAUGGGCAACGUAUUUAAGAAAGAUAGAAGUUGCAUUUCUCUCAACUAAGAAAAAAUGUAUACCAAAGUUGGCUAGAAGAUAUAACAGCAGGGAUGCUGAAAUUAUUUAUGGUAAAGUAAGAAUUCAAAAAAGAUAUAGAAAACGCAAGAGAACUGGCAGCAGUGCUAGCACUUCCAUGAUAUCAAGUUUUCAAAGCGAGGGUAGUUCUAGUAGAGAGUUAAGUAAAAACAAGAAACUUUUAGUAGCUGCAGAUUAUGAUAGGUACCUUCAAUCUCAAGCUAGUUCUGACGAUGCUAAUACAGGUAGCCAAAGUGUAUAUAGCAAUCAGUCUAGCUCUGUAAAAUCUUCGAUCGAUGAAAGGAAAGUGCAAUUCAGCUCGCAUGCUAAACAAGAAGCAAAAAAGAUUAAAAAACUAGCUAAAAAUAUACCUAAGCAUAAGAGAGCUAAAUACAAAGCAACCCACAUAAGUACUCAGUAUAAAACGGGACCUCAUGUGAUUACACCAAUGAAAUUAUGGGCAAUUAUAUAUCUAGCUCUAAGAAUUCAUAAUCAGCCUAUACAAUUAGGAGAUAUGCUAAGAUACGGAAGAGAAGGACAUUUAUCUUACUACAAGUUAGAUCAUUUAUUACCACCAGAAGUAAGUUCAACUAAAAUCGAAAAACACUUUUUAUCGCAAAACGUUGAAAUUACGCAUAAAGGUAUGAGGCGAACUAUUGCGAGUAUGGCAAAAUUUCUCGGCGUGUGGAAUGUAAUUUGCCCAGAUUUUUUACCUUUAAUUAAUCGAUAUUGUCAAGAAUUAGCAUUACCAAGAGGUAUUCAAUUAUACACCGAAAGAUUAAUAGCGUUAGCACCUCCCAAAAUGGUAUUUAAUUCAAAAAAAUCAUAUAUUCCGAAUUAUGAGGGUCGUGCAAUAGCAUUUAUUAUUGUAGUAUUAAAAACUUUACUUGCCUUAGAUGGUGUAACUGAGUAUCAAAUUAGCGGAAUUGCAGAGAAAAUCAACAGCGUUGUUUCUGAUCAAGAUUUGGUCAAUGGGAAACUGUUUAGUUUUAACGAGUGGCAAAGAUACAUCGAAUGUAGGAAAACGAUUUUAACGCAUACACAUUUUCCAACCAAACUAAAGUAUAAUCUGGAAACAGCUGGGAUUAACGAUUUAUACAUCAAGUUUUUAGAACAUAUGUCCUCUAAAACGAAUAAAAAAGAACCAGAUAUAAAAAAUUCGAAACAUUUUCUACCUGAAGAACUUAUUAGUGCCAUGACAAAACACAUAAGUAAUUUGAGUAUUAACGAUUUACCGCCCAAGGCAGCAGAGAUAUUCCCACCGUCUUUAACACCACUUCAUUCGUACCUUCAGCAGUUAUUGGAUCAUCCACUUUAUGAUAUUCCUGCUAUAGCACGAAAUGACUUCUUCCUUACAAAAGUUGGAUACAUGACAAAGCCUAAUUUGCUCAUGGACUUGGCAGCCCAGUGCGAUAUUGAAUUAGAAAUAAUUGAUUCGAGCUUACAUUUUCUGGAAAAAUAUGUACCUCCAUUUGAACAGCCUAAAAUGCCAAGUAUGAAAGAACUACAGGAACUCGUAGACGUGGAAGAUGAUUCAAAAGUUCGAUCCGUAAACGCAAGUGAAAGCCUGAACGAUUAUUUACAUGCUAAAUUGCCAUGUAGAGUGAAAUUUGAUACCACUAAACAACGGUAUUACGAUAGUGCUGUAAAUACAAUGAAGAAUUUAAAAAAUGUUGAUGUAGAAAGUGAUUUUACAUUUGGUAAAACCUUACCAAAUGGAAAAUUAGCAAUUCCUGUUCAUAGCGAUACUGAAGAUGAAAACGAGGAAGAAGACACAAAUGUUAUUAGUAACAUUAAAUCAGAAAAUAUACAAUUGAAAAAUACUUUUUGUGAUAAAUAUAAUUUAUGCUUGUCGCUCGCGGAAAAGGGAUCUAUUAGUAAAUUAGAUGCGACAGAGAAGAUACAUUUUAGGAAACAAAAACAUAAAAUGGCACGAAAUACUAAAGGCCAGUUUAUAAAAGGCACCAGCGUGUCUGUACAAGGCACAAAAAAUGAAGUAUCAAAUAAUCUUAAUUUAGAUAGUGACGUCGCUGUAAAAGUUGAAAAUACUCAUAAGAGUAGGAAUGAUUCUUGCGAACUUAAUGUUUCAACAUCGGUCACAAAAGAGAUAAAAUAUAUAACUGAAGAAAGACAUCGAUUUUUUAGACCUUUUACGGAAUACUGGAUGUAUCAUUGCAUAUUCAGUCGUGUAAAACCAAAGAAUUUUGCAGUGUUUGAAAGAGCACUGCCAAGAACAUUUCGUUGGCUGCUAAACGAAUGCGCGCUUAUCGUAGAGAUGUCGACGGAAGAUCUUUACGAGGAAGUAUGUUUAAUAGAAACUUAUCACGCUCACGUUUUGAAACCUCGUAAUUCUAAAACUAAUCAUUCUAGCAAUACAGAUCGACUGUCCAAAAAUCAAUUGAAUUUAAUCUUAAGUAAAUGGUGAAAAGUUCUACAUAUAUGAUAAUAUUCGACAAUGUAUUGUAAUAGCAUAUGUAAUGUAAUGCUCAGUAUUUAUAAAAAAAAAAGAAGCUAGUUGUAUCGAUAA